AUGGCGCACGCUGCCCCUGAUCUCACGUCAUGUCUCGGCUCCGGCGAUAAUAUGUCGUGCAAACAAAAAGAUCGCAAAUUGCCUAGUUCUCACGCUGAUGCCCGCUCGGGCGGGUCGGUGUUGGUACAAAACCGCGAUGGUCCUUCUUCCGGCUGUCAGCGUCUUGCGCCUCAGAAUUUCGUUUGGCGUCGUGCUGCCUCGAAUCGCCCUACUUCGAGCAGUUCAACGGCCGAAUCUGCUUCCGCUGACGACGGCGACAUGGCCGUGGACGUACCGGUUCUCCGCGAGUGUUUCGAUCCGUGGCGUCGUGACCGCCCGGAGGAAGACGAUGGCCAAGCCGGGCGCUGUCAAGGAUGCGACAAGAUCUCGAGGGACAGGGCUGCGGCGGCUGCGAUUGCUGCGGUUUCGACUGCCGUUGCGGUGAGCCCACAACCAACCUCACCUCGCGGUAAUCCGACCAUGGCGAGCCUCCAGGGCCGCGAGCUCGAUGACGGCUGUCCCGACACCGCUCCCGACCAACUGCAGGAACUCCGCCACGACGGCUCCGUCCUCGCGAUCGCCGUCUCCGACACCUACAUCUUCGCGGGCACGAGCAAAGGCGAGAUUGCCGUCUGGUCUCUCGGCACCUACCAGCUCGUCCAAACCAUCCAAGCACACAAACGCAGCGUCCUCUGCCUGCUGCUUUCCGAAGACAAAAAGUAUCUCUUCUCCAGCGCCUGUGAGCCCAUUAUCGGCGUCUGGUGCCCCAAAACAUUCACCCGACUCUACGAGAUCUACAGCACGUACGACGUCGGCGACGUCUUUAGCGUCGCGUACUCCGCACAACGCGAGACGCUGUAUUUAGGCACACAAACGCAGGAUAUCCAAUGGAUUAGCCUGCGGGACCCGUCUCGGAGGGUGUCGCACGAUUCCGCCAAUCAUCCAGAUAAACGACAACAUCGAUUCUUUGACUCGCGCGCGGUCGGUGGGACGUCGACACCCAGACGGACAGAGGAACAUCAUGCGCGGAUACCCAAGGCUGUGGCUGUGCUGGAGAUUGAUGCGGGGGCCAUCCGGCAGUAUGCGCAUUAUGGUUGGGUGUUUUCCAUGCUCGUAGCAAAGGGGCCGACUGUGCUGGGUGAUCCGGAUGAGGAGGUGCUAAUCUCGGGCGGUGGGGAUGGGACCAUCAAACUAUGGAGGCUUUCGGAUGAGGGGCCAGAUCACGACGAUGGGGUGCUAGGGGAUAUUGAGGAGUUGAUGACGUUGGGUGAUGAUGAUAGCGAGUCGAUUAUGUCGAUGGCGGUCGAUGGGUCAUUCCUGUAUGCUGGGAAGUUACAGGGGAUCAUUGAGUUGUGGGAUCUCGACACGAAGCAGAAGUUACGGGUGAUCAAGGCACAUAACGGGAACGUCAACACCCUCAAGAUGAGCUUUGGAUUGCUGUGGAGUGGUGCCACUGGGGGUUCGGCUUCGAAACACAGCACAAUCCACUACGGCCGGGACAAAAACGGAGUUCCCCAAAAUGUCAGCCAAAAGUACCAAUGCCUCAGUCGAUGGAAGGCCCAUGAUGCCAAGAUCUUGUCGUCAGCCGUGGCCACAUACGCCAACGACCAGCUGUUCAUCACAGGAGCCAACGACAACACGGUGCGCGUGUGGCGUGUUAACGGCAUGCCCACGCAGGCCGAGGAGGAAGUUGAUGGGUCUCAAGAUAUGCUCAUCACGUCGCUGCGGGAAUUUGUUUCGUUCAAGACCAUCUCAUCGCGCCCCGAGUUCACCGAGGACUGUCGUAAAGGCGCCACGUACCUCGGCUCGCUGUUCAAGAAACUGGGCGCCGAAGUCGAAAUGCUGAGCACCGGCGGCCUUCACAAUCCGGUUGUGUUUGCCAAAUUUAGUGGCAAGCUUGAGCCUGCGGAAAAGCGAAAGCGGAUUCUGUUUUACGGGCACUACGAUGUUGUCCCGGCCGAUCUGAAGGGAGAUAACUGGCAGACGGACCCUUUCAAGCUGGAGGGCCGCGAUGGGUACUUGUACGGGCGUGGCGUCAGUGACAACAAGGGGCCGAUUAUUGCGGCAUUGUACGCCGUAUCCGACCUGCUGCAAGCUAAGGUUCUCGAUUCAGACAUCGUUUUCGUCAUCGAGGGCGAGGAGGAGUCCGGCUCGCGCGGCUUCCAGGAGACGAUUCACAAGCACAAGGACCUGAUCGGCCACAUCGAUUACGUCCUGCUUGCCAACAGUUACUGGCUCGACGACCAAGUGCCGUGCCUCACGUACGGCCUGCGUGGCGUCCUCCACGCAACAGUGUGCAUCGACUCCAAGCACCCAGAUCUCCACUCCGGUGUCGACGGCAGCAACCUCCUGUCCGAACCCCUAACCGAUCUCACGCUCCUUCUCGGCACCCUCAAAGACGCCCGCAACCACGUCAAAAUCCCCGGCUUCUACGACGGUAUCCUGCCACUGACCCAGGAAGAAGACCAACGCUACGACGAAAUCGCCGGCAUCCUAAUCCGGCGCAACCCAUCCCACGGCCCCAUCGACGCCCUCAAGCGCAGCCUCAUGGCCCGCUGGCGGGAACCCAACCUCACCAUCCACCGAUACAACGUUUCCGGUCCCGACGGCAGCCUGAUCAGCAGCCACGCGACCGCCAACGUCAGCGUGCGCCUCGUCCCCGGACAGGAAGUCGAAGAGGUGAUCGAGGCCCUGCGCGAGUACUUGCGGGACCAGUACGCGCAGUUCGGUAGCGACAACACCCUGACCGUGAGCAUCGACAACAAAGCCGAGCCGUGGCUAGGCGUGCCGGGGAACUACAUUUUCCGCACGCUUGAGGAGGCGGUGAUGCGCGCGUGGAGCGGUAUCGCUCCCCCGAGCAGCAGCACUUCUACAGACGGCAGCAGCAGCGGCAGCAGCAGCAACACAGUGACCUUACCGCCGAACGCAACGGAUGGUGAGCACAAGCCUAAGUGCCGCAAGCCACUGUACAUUCGCGAGGGUGGGUCGAUUCCGCCGAUCCGGUUUCUUGAGAAAGAGUUCAACGCGCCGGCGGCGCAUUUGCCGUGUGGACAGGCGAGUGAUGCGGCGCAUCUAGAUAAUGAGAGGUUGAGGGUGCUGAAUUUGGUCAAGAGUCGGGAGAUUUUUAGUACGGUGUUUCGGAAGUUGUAG
Dichotomopilus funicola is the source of this 3129-nucleotide messenger RNA. RefSeq lists its product as uncharacterized. The record is from RefSeq and is a predicted model, not a curated record. The coding region runs from base 1 to 3129 and encodes 1042 amino acids. Gene Ontology annotation, molecular function: peptidase activity; protein binding. The transcript is spliced from 3 exons. NCBI's taxonomy places the organism in Eukaryota, Fungi, Ascomycota, Sordariomycetes, Sordariales, Chaetomiaceae. Gene Ontology annotation, biological process: glutathione catabolic process; proteolysis.